Molecule: messenger RNA, 858 nt
Organism: Metarhizium robertsii ARSEF 23
Lineage: Eukaryota; Fungi; Ascomycota; Sordariomycetes; Hypocreales; Clavicipitaceae
Exons: 1
Coding region: 1-858 (285 amino acids)
Source: RefSeq, a predicted model, not a curated record
AUGAGCUCCCGCCAGUCAUCAUCUUCGAGAAGUCGGCGGCCACAAUCCUCGAAAGCGACUAGCGUUGGCUCUAGAAGUGGAAGAUCUUCAGCAUACGGCAAAGACUUUCAACAGCAUCUUGCUGACUAUAAUGUGCACGUGAACAACUGGCAUUCAAAAGCUCUAAAUGCUACAGAAAUGCAAUCAGAGCUAGCCCAUGAAAGGGCAUCAUUAUCUCCAUCUCAAUUCUCUGAAAGUGAUUUUGAAGAAUUCCGCAGAAAAAAUGAGGACCCGGCCUUGGAGAGCGAGGUUAUACCCUCUGUCCUUCCCAUUCUAUGUGGCAACUCGAGCAUUCAUAACAAGCAGAACGUCCUAUUUACUGAGCUGGAGCCCAUCACAAGCUUAGGUGCUAUACAGCCGAAACCAGAUUUUUUUGAUGGAGCUCGCCUAGGUGAUCUUGAUCAGAAUAUCAGGAAUAAUGAGAGCAUACUAUCAGCAGCCAUUCCUACUAAGCAUCCUAACGUCCCGGUAGUGCCAAACUUCUUCUUAGAAGUCCAAGGCCCUGAUGGAAAUGCUUCCGUGGCCCAGCAGCAAGCUUGUUAUGACGGGGCCCAUGGGACUCGCGCUAUCCACGCCUUACAAAACUACAAAGAGACCGAACUAAUAUAUGACGGCAAUGCCUAUACCUAUAGCUCGACCUAUUACGCCGGCACGGGUACUCUUCAGCUCUACGCCCAUCAUGUUACGGCGCCUGCGACCGUCAAUGAGCGACCCCAAUACCACAUGACACAGAUUGAUGGAUGGCAAAUGACAGGUAAUAUUAAUUCCUUUCGGCGUGGGGUGACCGCGUUUCGAAACGCUAGAGACUCGGCGCGAUGA